This is a messenger RNA of Didymella exigua CBS 183.55, 408 nucleotides long. RefSeq lists its product as uncharacterized. The coding region runs from base 1 to 408 and encodes 135 amino acids. Lineage: Eukaryota; Fungi; Ascomycota; Dothideomycetes; Pleosporales; Didymellaceae. The transcript has 2 exons. The record is from RefSeq and is a predicted model, not a curated record.
AUGUACCGACCGGUCCAGCAAGCCAGCAAGCAAGCAGCCUGGGCGCUCCACGAUAAGAAGACCCUAAACAACCUGUUCAUGACACUCAACGCUUUGAUCGAUGGCUUGGAGCGCUUGGUCCCCGAGCCGCAAAUGCGAUACCUCUCCACGAUCGAAGUCGCCGAAAUCGACGAUCCAGAAGCUCUCGAGAGCUUCACCAGCGCGCUGAAGUUGGAGGCAGCGAUACAAAUGCGACGCGCGACAAUUUUCUUCAGGCAGCCGUCGAUAAGCAGCUUGGUCACCGUUACAAUCGCACUGCAAAUCUCGAGGGUACCAAGACAUGAGUACAAUGAUACUACCAAUCACUCAAAGGCGAAGGUCUUGAUGGGUAAUGUGUAUGGCAAGAAGAACGACUUCUGGGACGAUUGA